AUGGCCCUAUCACUCCAUAUCCACAUCCACAAAAAUCUAACCCACCCCAACCCCAUUUGUAACCUCCACCGAAAACACAUAUCUCUAUCUAAACCCUUUUUUCUACCUCCGACCUUCAUCUUGGUUUCCCUACCCUCUGACAACAGCCACCAAGUGCUCGCAACUCCAACACCAUCAUCACCAACCAAUGUCCCAAAGUGGGUCGGACAUGGAAAACUUCCUCCAUUGGAGCCUCCACCACUAGAAGAUACAGGUUAUUUUAAGGUUGCAUUCAUGGUGUUUGUUGAUAUGCCACAAAGAUGCUUGGAUGUAGUGUAUGUGUUUUUGAGUGAAAACCUAUUAAUGGUUGUUGCAGAGAAGAAUCUCUUAUCCUCUCAACAAAUGACUCCUUCAUAG
Vicia faba (fava bean) is the source of this 396-nucleotide messenger RNA. The record is from the annotation of a GenBank genome assembly. NCBI's taxonomy places the organism in Eukaryota, Viridiplantae, Streptophyta, Magnoliopsida, Fabales, Fabaceae.